Phoenix dactylifera (date palm) is the source of this 2429-nucleotide messenger RNA. RefSeq names its product sodium/hydrogen exchanger 1-like. Gene Ontology annotation, biological process: potassium ion transmembrane transport; proton transmembrane transport; regulation of intracellular pH. Gene Ontology annotation, molecular function: potassium:proton antiporter activity; sodium:proton antiporter activity. Lineage: Eukaryota; Viridiplantae; Streptophyta; Magnoliopsida; Arecales; Arecaceae. The record is from RefSeq and is a predicted model, not a curated record. Gene Ontology annotation, cellular component: plasma membrane.
CUCCCUCCGCCGCGCCGUCCACGACACCAUUCGUAGUAACACCUCUGGUUUCAAUCAUCCGAGGGAGGAAAGAUCCCUCCUAGUUCUGAUCUCCAACCAAAAAGCCCUAAAAGAUCUUUAGAUUCCGUCAUUAAAAUUCCUUCCCUAUUGAAUUCUCGAAUCGAAUCCACAAUCCCGAGAUUUUCUCCUCUGCAAAAAACCGUCCAGGAUUCGACCCCAAGCAUCGAAUUCGUGAGCCGAGCGGGAGAUCCCGGGGAAUGGACUCCCUGGAGACAUAGAGCAUCGGAUUCGCGCUUUGUUGUGGUGAGGUUUGGUAUUUUGGGGCGCAGGUGCUGGGAGGGCCAUGGCGGUGCACUUGGGGUCGGUGCUGAUCAAACUUGGGGUCCUCUCGGAGUCUGAUCACAUGUCGGUGGCGUCGAUCAAUCUCUUCGUGGCGCUGCUGUGCGCGUGUAUAGUGAUCGGCCACUUGCUGGAAGAGAAUCGGUGGAUGAACGAGUCCAUCACUGCCCUUCUUAUCGGGCUGGGCACUGGAGUGAUUAUUCUUCUAACUACUAAAGGAAAGAGUUCGCAUCUUCUAGUCUUCAGUGAAGAACUCUUCUUCAUAUACUUGCUUCCGCCAAUUAUUUUCAAUGCUGGGUUUCAAGUAAAAAAGAAACGGUUCUUCCGCAACUUCAUGACAAUUAUGCUGUUUGGUGCAGUUGGAACACUGAUCUCCUUUAUUAUUAUUUCACUUGGAGCAAUAGGAAUAAUUAAAAAAAUGGAUAUAGGUGUUCUGGAAAUUGGAGAUUAUCUUGCACUUGGAGCGAUCUUUUCUGCAACAGAUUCUGUUUGCACCUUGCAGGUUCUCAGUCAGGAUGAGACGCCUUUACUUUAUAGCCUGGUUUUUGGCGAAGGUGUUGUAAAUGAUGCCACUUCAAUAGUGCUUUUUAAUGCAAUCCAAAACUUUGAUCUAGGAAAUAUUGAUGCUGUUACUGUUUUGAAGUUUGUUGCAAACUUCUUGUAUCUAUUCUUUACCAGCACCUUUCUUGGAGCAUUUGCUGGAUUGUUUAGUGCUUAUAUCAUCAAAAAGUUGUAUUUUGGCAGACAUUCUACUGAUCGUGAAGUUGCAAUUAUGAUACUUAUGGCUUACCUUUCCUAUAUGCUGGCAGAACUAUUAGAUUUAAGCGGUAUUCUAACAGUGUUCUUCUGUGGAAUAGUAAUGUCGCACUAUACUUGGCAUAAUGUGACAGAAAGUUCCAGAGUUACCACCAAGCAUGCCUUUGCAACAUUGUCUUUUAUUGCAGAGAUUUUUCUCUUUCUUUAUGUUGGCAUGGAUGCAUUAGACAUUGAAAAGUGGAAAGUGGCCAGUAACAGCCCUGGAAAAUCAGUUGCUGUCAGCUCAAUUCUGCUAGGUAUGGUAUUGAUUGGAAGAGCUGCUUUUGUUUUCCCACUAUCUUUUCUUUCCAACUUAAGUAAGAAGUCUCCAAAUGAGAAAAUCACCUUUAAGCAGCAAGUCAUAAUAUGGUGGGCUGGUCUAAUGAGAGGAGCAGUAUCAAUUGCACUUGCAUAUAAUAAGUUUGCUAGGACUGGCCAUACCCAAUUGCGUGGCAAUGCAAUCAUGAUCACCAGUACUAUCACCGUCGUUCUCUUCAACACUGUGGUGUUUGGGUUGAUGACAAAGCCUCUGAUAAGGUUUUUACUGCCUCCAUGCGCAAAUCAUCUCAGCAGGGAUCCCAGCAUGUCAUCCGGGCCUCCAAGUCCUAAAUCUUUCCUCUCCCCAUUGCUUGGAAAUGGACAGGGAGCUGAAUUGGAAACAGGGCAAAAUGUCCAGCGCCCAACAAGCCUGCGUAUGCUUCUCACUGCACCAUCUCGUUCCGUUCACCAUUACUGGCGUAGGUUUGAUGAUGCUUUCAUGCGCCCCGUGUUUGGUGGGCGAGGUUUUGUUCCAUUCGUUGCUGGUUCACCAGCUGAAAGAAGUGUCCACGCAUUGCAAUGAACCAAAAGGACAUGGAACGGAUGGAGAGGGAACCAAAUCGAAGUUCUCCUGGCUAUGCAUGUAGUUGGUGCAUAACGAGAAAAUGCAGUCAAUGGUCAUAGCAGUAUGAACUUUCCGAGGUUCCGGCCUGGCAGGUUGGAGUGCUGUGUUUACCCUGAGUCCUAUACUUUUUUCCCCUUACCCAUUCCUGUAUGUUCUCCGACUAGUGAUGCAGGUCCCUGUGGACUUGCAUGAGGUACAGCAAUUGCAGACUUUGUCAUGGUGCUAUAUAUUUGUAUACUCUUUUUUUUUUUUUUGGUACAUAAUAUAUUUGUAUACUCAAAACUGUGAUUUUUAGGCUGUAAGUUAUGUUCUCGAAUGCAUUAUGAUUCAUGAAAUAGGUGUUGUUCUGCUGUAUCUAUAGUUUUGUUCCAUAAGAUUAUGUAAAGACAUUUAGAUCAUGUAAAGGCUGCCA